Messenger RNA from Cyclospora cayetanensis, 657 nucleotides. RefSeq lists its product as uncharacterized. Bases 1 to 657 code for a protein of 218 amino acids. The record is from RefSeq and is a predicted model, not a curated record. The transcript has 3 exons. NCBI's taxonomy places the organism in Eukaryota, Apicomplexa, Conoidasida, Eucoccidiorida, Eimeriidae.
AUGCAGGGGCAGACGUUGGUGCGCAGUGUCAGCGCUUCUGAAAAUCCUUCUCCUCGAAAGCAAACCUUACACAGGCACGAGUGCCCCCCCGAGCCAACAGCAUGCUCAGAAAUGCAGAGAGCAGCUGCGUCUGUUGCAGCAGCGCUCCUCGCAUCGGCUAGCGAAACAAGACGACACUGCAUCUCCCUCUCCACCGAAGCACACACAGCAAGUGCUAGAGGACGCGCAGCCGCAACCACCCCAGUGCCACCAAGAAGCAAUACAGCGACUCCCGCUUGCGUACUUGAUUCGACAGCGUAUCCAAAUGCUGCAGCAAAGUCACGCAGCGACUCCAGAGGCCAUCCAGCACCAACAAAAGGGCAAGGAAGAGCACUCCCCCGACAUGCCUGCGAAAGCCAUGGACCGCAUCAGGCAUCAUAUGCAGCUUCAGCUGCAACACCUUCAGCAGGUACAUUGUCACCAAAAGUGGCAGAUGGCAAAACUUCACACGAUGCAGAACAAUCAACUGCAGCUGCAACAGAAGCAGCACAUUCAGUUGCUGUCUGCACAUCCGAAAAUGAAGCAGCGCCUCGAAACGCAGCACAAAAAGAUGAGAGGCAUACUGCAGCAGCAUCACCAAGGAAGGGUAGUAGCAAUGAGCGUGAGGCAGCAAGCUGA